This is a messenger RNA of Drosophila erecta, 1044 nucleotides long. Its product is annotated as kelch-like protein 7. NCBI's taxonomy places the organism in Eukaryota, Metazoa, Arthropoda, Insecta, Diptera, Drosophilidae. The annotation marks the transcript as partial. Gene Ontology annotation, molecular function: ubiquitin protein ligase binding. Gene Ontology annotation, biological process: proteasome-mediated ubiquitin-dependent protein catabolic process; regulation of proteolysis. The record is from RefSeq and is a predicted model, not a curated record. Gene Ontology annotation, cellular component: cytoplasm. The transcript has 2 exons.
AAAAAGCAAACUUUUGAAUGCCACAAAGUAAUUUUGGCCAGUGCAUCGGAGUUUUUCGAGCGCAUGUUCCUCAGUGAUUUCAAUGAGUCCAAAUCGGGAAAGUUUGUCCUAAAUGAUGUCCAGCCAGAAACGUUUGCCCAUUUCCUCCACUAUGUGUACACCUACGAUACGAAAGCUCUUCAAAAGCACGCCACCUUGACGAUGAUAAUGGAGCUACUCGUAUGCGGCUCCUCCUGGCUCGUGGAGUCGAUCGUCUUCGACUGCGUGGCGAUCAUAAAGAUGAAGCUACCCACAAUGUUGAUCGGCGACCUUGUCAGGGUUUUCCAGAAAGCACACGACAUAGAAAAAGAGGAUCUCAUCAUUUGUUGUAAAAAUCAAUUGCACUCGCGUUAUCGCGAAACCAUGAAUUGCUGCGAAACAGUGUUCCUAACUUCAGAGGUCUUCAAGCAGUACCUAAUUAUCACCCAGGACUGUUUGCCUGAGGUCGAGAGGUUUAAAAUGAUGCAGACUUACCUAUCCGUUAAUGGGCUUAUAGACAAUGAGGCGGUCGAGCCUACAGAACAUGUCUAUGGUGAUGUUGGUCAAGUUGAACUUCCGGAAAAUUCUAAUGACGACGACGGACCAAAAGAGAAGGAAAGAGAUGACUCCGAAUCUCUUGGUAAACCCCUAACUUCCAAGGCGGCUAUCGAUGCAAACGGGAGGAGAACAGAUGAUGUGCUCCUCACAGAAGAGCCAAAGGGCGUUAAGAUCAAACUCAUACAUCAAAAAUAUGUAAAAACUCUAGUGGACCAUAUUAAUUUCAGUAACAUGUUUAAAAAAGAAUUUUACAGUGUAGUUGGAAAUUCUGAUUUGUUUAACUACAAGGAAAAAUACGAAUAUCUUUACCUAACCAAAUAAACCAGUAUAAAAAUGUACUUGAAUGAAAAUGUAACUACAGAUAUUCUAUUUACAUACGAAGAACACUUCAUGUAUAACUUAGAUGCUAAGAAGCAUGUAUAUUAUCAUUUCAUUUUUAAAUAAAGCUUGGCCUUUAUAUAGAAGCAU